AUGAAAUUCUUUCCCACAUCCUCUCUUUCCUGCCAACCAAGUACGUCGUGUCCACCGCCGUCCUAA
Messenger RNA from Linum tenue, 66 nucleotides. The record is from the annotation of a GenBank genome assembly. Lineage: Eukaryota; Viridiplantae; Streptophyta; Magnoliopsida; Malpighiales; Linaceae.